AUGAAAUCUUCGUACUUUGCUCUAGCACUGCCAUUGGCGCUUGUCGCCGCCGCACCGUUGCCCGCUUCGGCUACAGCGGAAGGAUUGGACCUUCCGGCAGCCUUACAAAACAUCCUAGCCAACACGCAAAACAGCGACGGAUACACCUACCCUACCGACCUCACCAGAGGAAUCAUUCCCAAAGCAAUCCACUCCCACAACGACUACUGGCGCGACAUCCCCUUCUACACGGCAUUGAGCGUAGGCGCCGUCUCCGUCGAAGCCGACGUCUGGCUCGUCAACAACACAUUAUACAUAGGCCACGAGCAAUCCGCACUAACAACAACCCGCACCUUCGACGGCCUGUACAUCCAGCCCAUCCUCGACACCCUGCAGCGUGAGAACCCAACCACAGCAUUCACAAGCGGCAGCACCACCAAGAACGGCGUCUACGACACCAACUCGGGCCAAACACUCUACCUUUUCGUCGACGUCAAGACCGACGGCGAAUCGACGUGGCCGGCCGUCGUGUCCGCACUCCAACCACUCCGCAGUGCAGGGUACUUGACGACGUGGAAUGGCACCGCUGUCACAGCAGGCCCCGUCACGGUCGUCGGCACGGGGAACACGCCGCUCGACCAGAUCCAACCACUACAAAAUAGAGACUACUUUUUCGAUGCGAAUCUCGCGCUGUUGAGCAGCACGCAAGCUAAUAUCACGAGCAGUGUGAGUCCAAUCGCGUCUACCCAAUUCAGUAAGUACUUCGGGACCAUCAACGGGACGACAUUCAACGACACCCAACUUGCGACGCUGUAUGAGCAGCUCUCCGUGGCGAAAGCGAAAGGUAUUGCGGGGCGGUACUGGGAUACUCCUGCCUGGCCUAUCUCCACGAGGAACGGUGUAUGGACCACGCUUGUCGAGGCUGGUGUUGGGUUGUUGAAUGCCGAUGAUUUGCCUGAGGCGGCUGGAUAUGGUGGGAUCAAUGGAUUUUGGUGA
Molecule: messenger RNA, 975 nt
Organism: Exophiala viscosa
Lineage: Eukaryota; Fungi; Ascomycota; Eurotiomycetes; Chaetothyriales; Herpotrichiellaceae
Product: alkaline phosphatase
Exons: 2
Coding region: 1-975 (324 amino acids)
Biological process (GO): lipid metabolic process
Molecular function (GO): phosphoric diester hydrolase activity
Source: RefSeq, a predicted model, not a curated record